Messenger RNA from Aspergillus welwitschiae, 1529 nucleotides. Its product is annotated as 40S ribosomal protein uS3. Gene Ontology annotation, cellular component: nucleus; cytosolic small ribosomal subunit. Bases 181 to 981 code for a protein of 266 amino acids. Gene Ontology annotation, molecular function: RNA binding; structural constituent of ribosome. The transcript is spliced from 3 exons. Gene Ontology annotation, biological process: translation. NCBI's taxonomy places the organism in Eukaryota, Fungi, Ascomycota, Eurotiomycetes, Eurotiales, Aspergillaceae. The record is from RefSeq and is a predicted model, not a curated record.
GCGAGGUUGAGCCCUAGCCCAGAAGGGCCAGCAGAAGCCCUAAAGGCAAAAACUGCCCACUAACGCCGGCUCUCUCAAAACUGACUUGACCGCCGCCGCCCAUUUCGCCCUCGCACGACACACCCCCAACCUACGCCCUCGGCCGUUUCUUCGCCAAUUCAAUAAAACAGAAACGCAAUCAUGGCUGCUGUCCAGGGAGCUAUUUCGAAGCGCCGCAAGUUCGUCGCCGACGGUGUCUUCUAUGCCGAGCUGAACGAGUUCUUCCAGCGCGAGCUGGCUGAGGAGGGAUACUCCGGCGUCGAAGUCCGUGUCACUCCCACCGUCACCGACAUCAUCAUCCGUGCCACCCACACCCAGGAGGUUCUCGGUGAGCAGGGCCGCCGCAUCCGCGAGCUCACCUCCCUCAUCCAGAAGCGCUUCAAGUUCCCCGAGAACUCCGUUUCCCUCUAUGCCGCCAAGGUCCAGAACCGCGGUCUCUCCGCCGUCGCUCAGUGCGAGUCCCUCCGCUACAAGCUCCUCAACGGUCUGGCCGUCCGCCGUGCCUGCUACGGUGUUCUCCGUUUCAUCAUGGAGAGCGGUGCCAAGGGUUGCGAGGUCGUCGUCUCCGGAAAGCUCCGUGCUGCCCGUGCCAAGUCCAUGAAGUUCACUGACGGUUUCAUGAUCCACUCCGGUCAGCCCGCCAAGGAAUUCAUCGACAGCGCUACCCGCCACGUUCUCCUCCGCCAGGGUGUCCUCGGUAUCAAGGUUAAGAUCAUGCGCGGUUCCGACCCCGAGGGCAAGGCCGGUCCCCAGAAGACUCUCCCCGAUGCCGUCACCAUCAUCGAGCCCAAGGAGGAGCAGCCCGUCCUGCAGCCCAUGAGCCAGGACUACGGCGCCAAGGCUCUUGCCGCUCAGCAGGCCGCCGAGCAGCAGCGUCUGGCCGAGCAGCAGGCCACCGAGGCCCAGGAGGGUGCCGGUGCCGAGGCUUACGCCCAGGAGUAAAGAAAAAAAUACAUUCCAAACAAAAGAAUUUCAUUUGGUUUUUUUCUUCUCCAUUAGGCCCUGCUUCUCUUCUUCCUUGUUCUCGAAUAUCAUCUUCGUUACCUAGUCUCUCUCCUGUCCCGCCCCUUAACCUAACCUAACCUAACUCAAACCUCUUCUAUAUCUCUUACCUAUGACGCAUCCAAAUAAACAACUACUUUGAUGACCUCUAAGCUGUUUAUAUCACCCUUCUCUUUCCCGUCAACAACGGGGAGGGGGAGAUAGUUGCGCCUUCUGUGAUUGUAUUUUCUGCCUGGUGGAAUAUCUAGGCGGAAAUGGAAUGAGAAGAUGGAACAGGUUGAAGAGUUGGGUUUUCCUUUCUCAUCGGCUUACGUCAUAGGCUGGGUCAGGGUAGGACCUGGAUUUCAUUGAUACCUAGUACCUAGGGCACGUGGGAAAAAGAGAUUGUUUGGUCUACUAGUAGUGGAACUGUGUUUAUUCGUAGGAAUAUGUAGUCAUGUUACACGUAGUUGCUUUCCUAUAUAUUAUAAAGAAUAUAUAUUAUCGGC